Cetraspora pellucida is the source of this 236-nucleotide messenger RNA. NCBI's taxonomy places the organism in Eukaryota, Fungi, Glomeromycota, Glomeromycetes, Diversisporales, Gigasporaceae. The record is from the annotation of a GenBank genome assembly.
UUCCCGCUUCAAUUGGAAACUAUGGGAAUCCGAAUGUCACUGUUCCGAGUGAUAUCACCCCUCCAGAGGGCAAUUGUUUUAAGUUUUAUUUAAUCACUAGUGGAUAUCUCUGGUAUAAAUGUACCAAUAAAACAUGGGCACUUAAUGAAGCUCGUCUAUUAUAUUUCAAUCAUCAAGAAGAUGUAUCUUCCUAUCCAUAUUCGGCUGUGGCUUCAACAUUCUCACCAGGCAUGUAA